ACCAGCCCAUAGGCUAUUCGCCUCCCAUACCUUCAAAUUGCCCCCUUCCGCAGAGACACACGGUGUUGUCGAUUGGACGGGGACGGUUUUGUACCUGUCAGGUGUAGGUGAGUGCUGGAUCUUCAUUGGUUUAGAUGAGAUUAGAGGGAGCGGUAAGACUCCUCCCAUUUCCCUAUCUAGACAAAAGCAGACUGCUGCAAGCAGCAAAUUGUUUGGGGGCACUGAAGAGUCAGGGAAGGAAAUUAAAAACUGAACAACUGAAGAAACAUUAAGUAGUGAAAGAAUUGGGAUACUACUGAACUUCACAGAUCUGUUUUCUGCCACGCGGACGAACGGACAGACAGACAGACGUCACAGAAAGACAGCCGAGAUGGCCUCCGCCGCUCCAUUCAGCCGUAGGCAGUGGGCAUCCCAGUCCCUCAGGGUCACCGCCCAGGAGUUGUCCAUUGUGUCCUCCAGGGGUAAAAACAAUGCCAUCGCUGAGCGUUUCUCCAAGUACCAGAUGGCCGCAGAGGAGGGAAAUGCAGAAAGAAAGAAAACAGUUACAGAGCCCUUGCCAGUGACAUUACGUGGUGGGAAUCUCAACAUCCUGAAGAAACGCUGGGAGCAGCAGCAGCCUUUGGACACGCCCUGCAACCCCAUCGUACCUUUGCCACGUGACGCCUACUCGGCAGCUUCGAAACCUAGACCUGCUUCACAGAUCGAAACCCAGCCUGACACCUUGAAAACUCCCACCCACUCUCAGCAACCGGACUGGGAUAUCCAGGCCAGGGCCCACAGCCGGUCUGAGCCCGAGACGGAGAUUCAUACCCAGACCGGUGAAUCUCUGUCCAGUCAGCCCUUGACAGCCAAUCUGUCCUUCAGCUCAGAGGAUCAGGCAGACAUGGAGAGGAUGUCCAAGAGAAACUCUGAGAAGCCAGAGGGAGCAGCAGCUGAAGUGCCCGCCUCUGAGAAGCCCAACAUCCCCCUCAACAGCCUAAAGAUGAUGUUUGAGAAGGGAGAGAUCCUGACCGACAAGACGUCCAAGGAGUCAACAAGGAGUGGAGGAAACAACGGUAGUACUGCCAACAUGGACCAACUAGGAGAUGGAGGUCUUUUAGAGUCCACUCCUCUGCGGGACAGGAUGGCCCUCUAUCAAGCUGCCAUCUCCAAACAGGAGGUCCUUCCCACCUCAGUCAGCAGUGAACAACUAGACAGUUACUGUGGGACUCAGAAGGAGAAUGUUCCUCCCUGCACUUUGGACGUGAGUCCAGACUCUGAGCCCAAUUGCAGGAAAGAUUCAACCUCAGACAGCAAUGCCUCCAGCUCAGUCACCCCAGUGCCCUCCAGUCAGAGAGAUCCUUCUCAGCUGAAAACCACCAGGAGCUUCCGCCUGCCAGUGAGGGAGACCUGUGUAUCAUGUCUGAAGACAGUUUAUCCUCUGGAGAGGCUGGUGGCCAACCAACAGGUGUACCACACCACCUGUUUCCGGUGCUCACACUGCAACACCAAACUCAGCUUGGGAAAUUAUGCCUCCUUGCACAACAGCAUUUACUGUAAACCGCACUUCUGCCAGCUCUUCAAAUCCAAGGGCAAUUACGAUGAGGGCUUUGGACACCGGCCUCACAAGGAGCUGUGGGAGACAAAAGAUGAAGGCGGUGAAUCCCCUCUGCAGCCAAAGCCAAAGAUGGAAAACCCAACUGCUGUCUCAGACCUGUCGAGUCCCUGUGUGGAGGAGUCCCCCCUAGAAAAAGUGAAUGUCCUGACGGCGACUAUGGAGACUCUCAGCCAGGGAUCAUCCGAGAAGGCCGACCGACCUGCAGAGACCCGCAGGUUGAAGAUCUCCUGGCCUCCGCAGACCGUGACGGAUGACUCCAAUGGUCUCACUGGAGCCAGCACUCCGGUAAUCGCCACAGAUGGGGGGUCGGUCAGUAAGCUUGUCCGUCCCAAGUGGCCGCCAGAGGAAGAGUCCCCCUCCUCAUCUCCUGAGCAGAGCCCCGAGGCCAAGGAAGUGUCCUGUUUGCGCCGGACCUCCUCCCUCAGGGAGCGCUGUCUACCUUUCACAUUGGCCAGCCAAACUGGCAGCAGUCCUGCUUCUGAGGCUAAACAACCGAGCCCUCCCCCACCUUCUGAUUCGCAGUCUAUGGAUGACGGACAAGCCAGCCCUGAGUCUGUGAGCAUGGAGCUCCAGCAUGGUGGCCGAAUGACGGGAAGUCGCACACCCACUGAUGACGGCUGUGUGGACAUACACACCAGCUCAGGAGAGGAAGAGGAGGCAGAGAUGAAGAGGGUCGCAUCAGAUGAUGCUUUUCUCACACAAGAGGGAGAACACGAUGGCAUUGAGGAUGGAGAAAAUGGGCAGGAAAGUGAGGAUAGCGAGGCAGAAAAGAUGGAGGAAGAGAACCUGGAAGGAGAGGAUCGAGAUUUGGCAGAGCAGCAGUUGCUGCCUUUGAAACGCCAGGAGACCCCCAUGACACCUUCACCUAUCUCAUCUCCAGAGGGUGAGGCCAAAGUCAGCCAUUCAUCCCAGGAUGUGGGAUUCUAUGACAGCGAGGAGGCCGAAGAUAGGGAGGAGGAGGUGGUGGAGGAGGAGCAGCAGCAGCAGCAAGAGGUGCUGUCCGUGGAGGAAUUGAUCAAACGAAACCGAUAUUAUGAGGAGGAAGAGGAGAACGUAUGAAAUAGCUUUGCUCUUUGCUGCUAACCAAGAGGAAGACCUUCUUAAAUGGUUGACACCGUUUUCUUCUUAAUUCAGUUUAAAUUUCCUACCAUGAGCAAUUUCUGGUUUCUGUUCCAUUCUCAACUUUGUAUUUGUGCCUCUGAACAAAUAACUUUUUGUUUCAACCUUUUAAAGAAAUUCUUGUAAAUCAACUUUUUUACUAUAAGCCAGACAUUGUGAGAUUGGACACCAUUCAUUUUUAAACCUUUCUCUUGUUAAUCUACCGCCCCGGGUUCCUCGUGCUAAAAGUACAACGAAUUUUAAGAUAUAAAUACCCAAAUUUUAUAAAAAAUUGAGUCUAUUUUAUUUAUGUGUUUACAACGACUAUUUUCAUGAUUGCCUCAUAGCUGUCGUGAGGCAUUUUGGAAAAAGAAAAGAUAGAUGCUGAUACUUGUGUUUACUAUGUGGUUUUUUUUUCUACCGUCACCAUGUUGUGAAACUGAAAGCUUUGGAGACAUUGCACAGUGGCUCGGGCUCCUGUCUCAAAACAGCCUCUGUUUUUCACCUCGGGGUGGGUUUUCCACCUCAUCUCGUGUCGUUAGCGAAUGCGAUUUGAUGAGGAUCCCUGGUAAGUUUAACAGGAAAGCAAACAAAUGUUGAGGGGUGUUCUGUCUGCCUGACCACAGCUUUUUUAUUAGGAUUCGUUUUUGAUGUGUCCCUUGUGAGAACUAUUCCGGACUUCUGUUUUUUUCUACUUGUUCAACUGAUGGGAGGAGAAUACACACAAGCAUGAAUGCAUUUCUACUCUGUAAAAUUAGGACAACUUCUCACAUCAACGUUAUGUUCAUCACCUUCAAUUUUGUUUUCCACGUGUAAAACAGCCAGUGGGUGUGUAUGCAUCUGAAUAUUGCCAUGUUGGUCUUUUUUUUUUUAUCAAGGGAUCAACCAGCCUGGCUUGUUACUGUUGAUACGAAUAAAGAACUGCCAGAAUAAAAUUUUUACUAUCUA
This is a messenger RNA of Lampris incognitus (smalleye Pacific opah), 3643 nucleotides long. RefSeq names its product LIM domain and actin binding 1a (gene lima1a). NCBI's taxonomy places the organism in Eukaryota, Metazoa, Chordata, Actinopteri, Lampriformes, Lampridae. Gene Ontology annotation, biological process: actin filament bundle assembly. Gene Ontology annotation, cellular component: actin cytoskeleton; plasma membrane. Gene Ontology annotation, molecular function: actin filament binding. The transcript has 11 exons. The record is from RefSeq and is a predicted model, not a curated record. The coding region runs from base 371 to 2656 and encodes 761 amino acids.